Messenger RNA from Monoraphidium neglectum, 294 nucleotides. RefSeq lists its product as hypothetical. The transcript is spliced from 2 exons. The record is from RefSeq and is a predicted model, not a curated record. NCBI's taxonomy places the organism in Eukaryota, Viridiplantae, Chlorophyta, Chlorophyceae, Sphaeropleales, Selenastraceae. Bases 1 to 294 code for a protein of 97 amino acids.
AUGGUGUUCUGGGUGCUUGGUGUCUACAAGGUGAAGGACGUAGAGGCGGCUGCGGCAUCAUACGAGACGUCACGGGAGACGCGCCACGCAGCAGGCCAGAAGUCCUACCGAGUGUUCAAGGUCACCAACGCCCCCGAGGGCGAGCAAAAGAUCGCAAUCCUGGGUGACUGGGACGACCCAGCCCAGUUCGAGGCCUUCUGCACCACAAGCGAGUUCAAGGCCAUUGCAGACGGCCUCCAAAUGCUGGAGCCCCCACAAGUCACCGUCCUGCAGGAAUUGUCAGCGCCCCACUGA